Messenger RNA from Leptosomus discolor (cuckoo roller), 840 nucleotides. The record is from RefSeq and is a predicted model, not a curated record. NCBI's taxonomy places the organism in Eukaryota, Metazoa, Chordata, Aves, Leptosomiformes, Leptosomidae.
AUGUACGUGUGCGGGAGCACCUGGUCUGCCGUAGGCUACCGGUCACAGGAUGGGGAGCGAGGCACACUGAAGUUCUCCCUCCUCCACCCCAGAGAGCAAUGUAAGCUACUUCUGACUGGCCUGGAGGCCCGGGGGCUGUAUAGCCAUGGGUGUGCUGAGUAUGCUGCCUGGGUCCAACUGCUGAGGCAGGUCCCAUCCCGCAUACCAGCGCUCCAGUGCAUGGUCCAGGAGUGGCAAAGCUGGGUGGUGAAGAACAGCAGCAGGCCAGCCAUUGGGGAGCACUUUGUCUUCUCCCUGCAGGAUGCCAAGGUGGAGAAGAGCACCCUGAAGCUGGAGGUUCAACAACACUCCAUGAACACUGUGCUGGGGGAAGUCAGGGUUACCCUGAAUGAGCUAAAGGCCUCCCAAAGCUUGGUUUUAUGUGAAAAGCUGCAGAAGACUACAGAGGACAUUGUGGGAGAGGUGCUUGUGUCACUACAGUGCUUUCCCAUCUCUCAGAGGAUAGAGGUCAGGCUGCUCAAGGCAAAAACUUAUAUAUACAUGAGGAUAGAUGUUUCCUGCAGACGCCACAGAAAAAAGCACCAGAAGUCCAGGCCAUGGGCCUGCUCACUGCUCACCAUCUUCAACGAGAACAAGCCUGUCCUCUUCCACACGCCUGAGCCUCCAGCGUGGGACCGCACGGUCCUGGUCCCCAUUUACGAAGUGGAUGCAAACUCCGAGCUUCUCAUUGGACAGACCACCCUGGGGAAGAGAAGAGCGAGGGAAGCGGCUGACCACUGGGACCUCAAGAUCAAGACUGUCCAGCAGCCCAUAGCUAAAUGGCAUCCUCUGCUCAUUUAG